UUAAAUUCAGACAAUUAACACUAAUAAUUGCUCUUUUUAGACAUAAAGAAAACAAAGGCUAUAUGUAUUCCAAUAAGAAGAUCGCCUUGCACAAUGCUACCAAAACAAUCAUCGGAAAGCUUGACCACAGCAUGCAGCUUCAUCCAAAACUGGCUCAUAAAACAACAAAGAAGAAAAGAAGUAACAGAAGAAAGAAAAGCAAGAUUGCUCCGAAUGAAGGUCAGAUAUGUUGUUGCCUACGGAGACACUUCAAUUUCUGCAAGCAUGAAAUCCAGAGCUCCAGUACCAGUGAAGGUAAUUUUUACAGCAUGAACAACUGUCAUCAAAACAUCAAUGAGCCUAACUUAUCUAACUAUAAGGGGGUACAAAUGGCGCUUUCCAAAAAAUGUAUAGUUAAGGUAGACGAAUAUAGAACAAGCAAAGUGUGCAGCAGCUGUGGUAAUGAGCUACAAAAUUGUUAUGAGCCAGCGGGCUCCAUGGUUUGCUAUCACAGAAAAAGAAGAAGAAGGCUGAAAAAUGAAAAGAGAAGUAGACAAGUCUGUUUGGGGACAGACAAGAAAAUUAUGUGCAAGAGUAGCGAAUGUGUCGAAAGAAGAGUACCAGGUAUUUUCAAAGGAAUUUAGAAUGUAGAAAUGUUAACAAUGAAAUAGCCUAGCAGCAGAGCAUUUACCCAUUGAAAGUGUGCAGUCACUGUUCAGUCGGUAAUCGUAUGCGAUUUCGAUAGAUCUGGAAUCGAGAUGUGAAUGCAGCAAGGAAUAUUCGGUCAAUUUUGACAAACUAUAUUUCAUCUAGCUACGAUAUUCAAUCAAGACCAAAGUCGCUUCAAAGAGGC
This is a messenger RNA of Rhizopus microsporus ATCC 52813, 832 nucleotides long. RefSeq lists its product as uncharacterized. The transcript has 3 exons. Bases 63 to 623 code for a protein of 186 amino acids. Lineage: Eukaryota; Fungi; Mucoromycota; Mucoromycetes; Mucorales; Rhizopodaceae. The record is from RefSeq and is a predicted model, not a curated record.